AUGUCUCUUCCGACCGACGCCCGCCCCAUCGUCAUCUCCGGCCCCAGCGGCGUUGGCAAGGGAACUCUGUACAAGCUGCUCUUCGACAAGCACCCCGAGACCUUCACUCUCUCCGUCUCCCACACCACUCGCAAGCCCCGCCCCGGUGAGCAGGAUGGCGUCGACUACUUCUACGUAUCCAUGGAGGAAUUCGAGUCCCUGAUCGAGGCCAAGGGUUUCGUUGAGCACGCUAAGUUCGGCUCCAACCGCUACGGCACAAGCAAGAAGACCAUCCAGGAACAGAGCGCCAAGGGCAAGGUUGUUGUUCUGGAUAUCGAGAUCGAGGGCGUCAAGCAGGUGCGCCAGUCCGACAUCGACGCGCGGUACGUCUUUAUCCUUCCUCCCUCCGUCGAGGAGCUAGAGAAGCGUCUCCGCGGACGAGGCACCGAGACCGAGGACAGCGUUCAGCAGAGACUCAAGAGGGCUAAGGAGGAAAUCGCGUUUGCCGAGGAGGGCGGCUUCGACAAGACCAUCACCAACGACGACUUGGAGAAGGCAUACAAGGAGCUGGAUGAGUGGGUUUAUGCCCAGAAACAGUAA
This is a messenger RNA of Clonostachys rhizophaga, 579 nucleotides long. Lineage: Eukaryota; Fungi; Ascomycota; Sordariomycetes; Hypocreales; Bionectriaceae. The record is from the annotation of a GenBank genome assembly.